Messenger RNA from Manduca sexta (tobacco hornworm), 795 nucleotides. RefSeq lists its product as uncharacterized. NCBI's taxonomy places the organism in Eukaryota, Metazoa, Arthropoda, Insecta, Lepidoptera, Sphingidae. The transcript has 6 exons. Bases 114 to 668 code for a protein of 184 amino acids. The record is from RefSeq and is a predicted model, not a curated record.
GCUGCUCUAAGUCCUGACAGCAGUAGUCCUCAAGCCUCGGCCAGUGUUGAUGCUCGUGCCACAUCAAAAAGUAGAGUUAUUGUGAAUAUUGCAACGUAGAACAUAAAAAUAAAAUGGCGUCUGUAACUUUAAUGUUUACGGUGGUGUUGGUAGCCUUGAGUCGAUCUGCAGUUACAGCAAGUAAAUUGGACAUUCCCCCAGAAUGUAAAGACAAAAUGUUUUGCGACGUCGAGCCCGCGUUCUACAACGAAUACAGAGAAGACAUCGAACUCAAGUUUAAACCCAUUAAAAGUAUGUGGAAUUUGGCCGAUAAUUAUAACUAUGAUUAUCAAGCGAGGGAAUAUACUUUUGAGAAUAACUGCAACUAUGUUAAAGAGAUGAGUACGCCGUACCUCGUGCACUCGAACGGGACAGCAAAGAUCAUCGUGCAGACCUCUUUUUACAAGCAACGUUUCAUGACAACGAGAUGCGUGGACUCGUUCUCCAAUGCGGCCGAUGGUGAGCAAUGCUUCAAAGGCAUUUUAAGUGGGAACUCAAGAGGCAGCUGCAAGACCAAAUAUACAAACAUUAUUUUGUAUGCGUACGACGAAGCGAACAAGAGAAUCCAACGACUUCCUAUUGAGGUGCCCGUGUGCUGCUACUGCGGCAUCACUUCAGAAUUUGAUUAGUUCCGACGGAGAAUACGUUUUUAAAUUUAAGUCUUAAUGAAACUAAAUAGUGAAUUAGACAUUAAUUGGUAUUUGUGUAUAAAUUGAAACCAAAGAAUCUGUUAUGAUAAUAAAUAUUAAGCAUCAA